GAUCUUUUACCUAUGCACGUGCACUAUGGAUCUAACCUCAUUGUAUCGUUGAUAUAAAAAGAAAUAGUAUCAACAAAAGCAUCACAAUAUUGGUCACCAUAAGUCCGAAAAAUUUCUCAUAAAUCGAUACUGCGUAACUCGACGAAAAAAUGGGCAAGCUGGGGCCGCGUUUGAACAGCAGAAGGAAGGCGAAACGCUGGCCGAAGGGGCAAAGCUCUAGUUCUAAUCCAGAAACGGUAAAACAUCGUGAACAAGCGGCAUGGAUGUUUUUCAAAGAUGUCUCAGCCAAACCUGGUUUGACGAAGGAAGAUUUGAAGAAACACGAUGCUAUUCAGGGUAUUGGUCCCCAGUUUGAGAAACUUGAUCUUGAUGAAACUCACUCAGAAACUGGUACAGAAAAUACAACUAAUACGUAUGAUACAUUUGCUACUAACUAUAGCAAUUGCUCCAAUGUUUCGUUCAAUAGGUUUCUAAGUCACUUCCAAUCAAAUUCACUUCUACACAAAGAAAUGUUGGCUGUACUCUCAGCAGUUACAGAAGUAAUAAAGCAAAAUGGUGGAAAUGAAUCUUCCACAGAAUAUUUUGCUGCAUUGAUGAGCACACUGGAAGCAAUAGAAACAGACACAUCAAUUGCAGCUACCCUUUCACUGUUAGGAAUGGGUUUGAAAACUGUACCCAAGAAUGUUCUAAAUAUGCAAUUCGGAGCGGCUAGUAAAAUAUUCAUGAAUAUUCUUGAAAAAUACGCGACCAUAGGAGACUUCUUAAUAUUACGUCAUUGCAUUCAUUGUUUAUGUCUGCUUCUUCGUGCACUGGAUUCGGCCUCAUGGUCAGAUUCAUCCACCAUGCAAGUGUUGGAUGCCGUUUUGGCGUUCACUACGCACAGUAAACCGAAAGUACGGAAAGCGGCUCAACACGGAAUAUGUGCCAUGUUAAAAGGAAUCACGAACAGUAACAAUCCAUCGCAUUAUCACCCUGCUUCACCCCAAGUCGCGAAACAUUGUUACAAUCAAUUGCAAACUGGUACCAAGCCCGGAGGUGUUACCACUGUACUUCAUAUACUGAGUUUAUUGAAGGACAUUACUCAUCUGUUUACAAAACCACACGUGAAGCUAAUUUGUGAAACAUUGCUAAAACUUAUGUCGUUGAAAAAUGUUCUGAUAACAUCGUGCUGUUUUCAAACUUUCCAUGGUUUGUUCGUCUCUCGGCCCUCGGAAGCUAUUCUACCAGCUCAAAGGAACGCACAGCUGAUUACUGCUCUCUAUGAUUACCAGCCACCCGCUACCGACUCACAACCAACUCUUGCAUGGCUUGCAGUUAUGCAAGAGGGUCACUUAAAUUUGGCCCAAAAUACUCUGAAUUUGUGUGCAGCUAUUCUACCAAAGAUGCUGGACAAAUGUGUAGAAUUGUGGCUAUCAGAUAGAUCCGAAAUUAUCUCUGGUACAUCGCAUACAAUUAAAAUAUUAUUGCAGGAUUGUCUUGGCAAGAUGUGUGAAAAUGCAGACGAAAUUAGAAAGUAUAAAACUAUAAUUGAUCAAGUAAUUGUCAUAAUGCACAAAGCGAUGGGAUACCAAUACUUGGAAGCUUGGUAUUAUAUUUUUCACUUAAUAGCAUUACUCUUCCAGAUAACUAGUAAAUCCAAAAGUUCUAAAUUAAUCGAUAUAUUGAAAGGUCUAGCUGAUUUGCGCGAUCAUUAUAAUUUCACCUCGAAAAAUGAUGCUGAGUAUGCUAUUGGAGCUGCAAUAAGGGCGUUGGGCCCAGCAAUUGUAGUAAAUUACAUUGCCAUGAAAGUGUCAGACAAUGAAAUCAAUUUAAAGAGAACUUGGCUACUGCCAUUACUGAAGGACUGCAUAAUGGAAGGAUCGUUGUUCUUCUUCAUGAACAAAUUAUUGCCGUUAACGAUGUUAUGCGAGAGAAAAGUUACUGAACCAGUUGGCGGGAAAACUUACGAAUUUUUGGUUGCCCAAAUAUGGAGUGUUCUGCCAACUAUAUGUCAGAAUGCCACUGAUGUGAAAGACAAUUUUGGGACUAUUGCUAAACUGUUGGGAAUUACUUUUAACGAGAAAAAAGAUUUACGCCUGUACGUAAUGUCCGCCUUAAGGAAAUUAAUUACUAAGGCUGUAGAAGACGAUAAGAAAGAAGACAUAGCAGAGCUUGCGAAAUUUGCAAGAAAUUAUUUACCGUCUUUCUUAAAUCUAUACACGACUAAGCCAAAUGGAACUGACGAAGAAGGACAUCAACUCGCCGCGUUUGAGACAAUUAAGACAUAUCUUACUAUUGCAAACAAGGAAAUAAUACACGAAUUGUUUGAUCGUGCAAUAUGUAAAUUAAGGGAACCGAAUGCCGACGACUUUUUCAAAGAAAAGGUUCACGACAUAAUAAGAUUAUUAACCGAAUACACAGACAUUGAUAGAUUGAAGGCUUUCUACGAAAUGUGUGUGCCGUCCCUCAGAACGAGUUCCAACAUGAAAGAACAGAAAAAAGCAUACAGAUUUUUGGAAGAGACAUGUGGCAGUGAAAAAGAAACAUGCAAAAUCUUUGUGCAACAACACAGGCGUGAAUUACAAAAAUUAUUUAUAUCUACAGCGACGGAAGUUGCUAAACCAAGCAGAGGAGCUCGAUUAAGAUGUUUGAUUCACUUGAUCAAAGCUCACCCGCAACUGGAAAAAACUAAAUUCUUAGAAGCUAUAGUACCUGAAGCAGUCGUGUACGUGAAAGAUAUGAACACAAAGUGUCGAACAUCCGCCUAUGAACUUUUGAACACUAUUGCAGGAAAAUUCUUAGACCAUCCUGAACACCUUAAGAAUUACGUGAAUAUGUUAAUGGUUGGUUUGGGAGGCGCUCAGAAGUAUUGUACCGCCUCCAUGUUGGCACUUGCAUGUGUUACUUAUCGUUACAAUGGGUCUCUUGGAGUGGACACUAUUAAAGAAUUAUUGGAGCAUGCCUGCAGGCUGGCUGCAAGUCCUACAAGAGAGAUUACAGAAGCAGCAUUAUCUUACAUAAUGGUAUACAUUACGAUAAUGCCAUCCCCCGUCGUUGCGUCCAAUUUACCUAAAUUGAUGGAAGCUUUAAAUGAAAUGCUCGACGACUGCCACAGGCAUUUCAGACAGAAAGUGAGAGAUAUCCUAGUGAAAUUACUAAGGAAAUAUGGAAUGGAAACUAUCUCAGGCAUGAUACCUUCGUCCAAUACAAUGUUGCACAAGAGAUUAAAGAAUAUAAGAAAACUAGAGGAAGCAAAGAAAAAGAACAGAGAAUUGAAGAAAUUGAAACAACAGGACAAGGAAGAAAAUGAGUUCAAUGCAAAGAGGAGACCGAAGAGCAUAGAGGAGAUAUUGGCCGACAGCGAAGAAGAAUUCGAUGGGACAGAGAACGAAGAGCCAAAGAAGAGUAAAAAGCGUACGUCUAGGAAAGAAGCUUGGAUUCAAGAAAACGAGGAGAUUGUUGAUCUUAUUGAUCCCGCCGCUGCAAGGAAUAUAUCAACGACACAACCCGGAGUUCUAAAUCCGAAAGCAGCAGAAUUGAAGACGAAAGAUCGCGGAUUUAAAACUGCAGCAGAUGGACGUCUCAUCAUCACAGAUGAUAACGGAAUAGAUAAAGACGUAGAAACUAAAAAGAAAAGGAAAAUUCCAUUUCCUUUACAUAGCGAUUCAGAAGAUGAUUAUGAGAAUGAAGAAGAUGCUCAGUCUACAGUCACAGAACAAGGGAUGGUUAGGAAGCGUACGCAUAGCAACAAUUCCGAUAAUGUUAACGUAAAAAGUUCAGCUACAUCGAGAUAUCAAGCUGGAGGAUCAGGUAUUCACAGACCAUUAAAGAAAAGAAAACCAAAUCAAAUGCCUGGAAUGGAAUACAGGGCACAAAAAGCUGGAGGUGACAUUAAGAAGAAGGGCAAACCAGAUCCAUACGCAUACAUACCUUUGACAAGAUCAGCAUUGAACAAGAGGAAGAAGAAAAAGAAUGCAAGCAAAUUUCAGGGUAUAAUAAAAAAUGCAACGAAGGGAGCACAAAUCGGUAUGAAACAUCGAAAACAGAAUUGA
This is a messenger RNA of Dufourea novaeangliae, 4031 nucleotides long. Its product is annotated as RRP12-like protein. The transcript is spliced from 23 exons. The coding region runs from base 150 to 4031 and encodes 1293 amino acids. NCBI's taxonomy places the organism in Eukaryota, Metazoa, Arthropoda, Insecta, Hymenoptera, Halictidae. The record is from RefSeq and is a predicted model, not a curated record.